GACCAUUAGAAGUUUCACGUUUAGUUUAUUUGAGUUGUUUCUUUUUAUUUAUUUUCUGUGUCUUCUGUCUCUUUAAGACUCAGGUGUGCUCCUCCUGGAUGGCUGCCAUGUUAAAGUGAAUGUGAAGCUGACAGCUGAGCAGUCUGAACUCAGGGCCUGAGCUGUGAAGGUCUGACUUUACUACGACUGGAUGUGCUUUAUCAAUUCCAGAUCACUGCUCUUUGAUCGAUACCUGAAACAGAAUCUGUGACAAAGAAGAGAGAAAAGAAGUGAAAGCAGCCUAAGAUUUGUUCAGCUUUCCAUCCCAGCAGACCUCCCACCUGCCCUGUAAAGCUGUCCCACCCCACCUGAUCUGCGAUAUAAGGAGUCGGUGAGGCUAACCAGGACAGGAGCGUCAGCAUCACCAUGAGACUCGCCGCAUUGCUGCUUCUGCUGUGCCUGUGCUCUACUGCGAUGGCUUUGCCAUCUAGUAUUCCAGCCAAACCAGAGGUGGAAUUAUCUGCAUCAGGAAAUGGCACAAAAAACGUCCUAAGUAAAUUAUUAAUAGUUAAUGCAGUGUGAGUAUAAAUCAGAGGACCCGCCGCUAAACAAUUAAUGUCAAUUCCAUCUUUGAUCUCUCUGUUGUAUGGGAGGUAAGUGUGGAAUUAAAGUAAGCCGCAUUAAUGAAUUACCAAAUAGGAGGUUUUAAUUACAGUACAUCGAUGGACUGAAGCUCAUAUCAAAGAGUAUCUUUCUGAGUAUCCUCUAAUUAUGAUUUUUAAAAGUUCUAAAGCUCACACACAUGCAUGUCCAUCCUCCCUAACAUCAUACGUGACUGGAGGGCUUUUUGCUGACAAGUAAGCACAAUGAAACAAUAAAUAAAAGUAGGAAACUGAUGUUACUGUCUAAUGACGCCAAAAUUAUUGGUGGAUUUAUUCAUUAAAGAAAUGAACAAUUUGUUCUUAUCUGUCUUCCACAACAUCACAUCCUGGACUAGACUUAUAAAGACGACAUUACCUGCCUGCCUGCCUGCCUCCUACAGAUACAAGGAAAUCCUUUUAUCCUGUGGCUGACAUUCCUCUGGAAGGCACCACUCUCUAAAAGGAAGCCAUAACUGCCUGGCAGAAAUCAGCUUUACAAGCAUACAGAAAAACAAAGAAAUGUGGAAUAACAGUCAUAUAAAAUUAAAAAGGUGAUCACACAAAAUUUAUAAUAAAUCUAAAUACCCAAAUUGAUAACCACAAUUUCUUCUGCUCUAUCAGGAGAAUCAUCCCACCUAAUUGUGAGUCAUCUUCACCUCUUAAGCAAAUGAAACCAAACUAAAAAUUAUCUGCUCAAUUGAAGUUGAAGUAGCAGUUGUAGUUUUCAACAAAUAUGCCCUUUUAGUCUAUGAAGAAAAAAAAAAGUCCAAUAUUUUGGUAAUUAAAACUCAAAUAAACUCUUUACUAUUAAAACAGCCUUCAUUUAGUUUACCUAUACAGUGGAACCUCGGGUCACGACCAUAAUUCGUUCCAAAACUCUGGUCGCAACCCACAGUAAUUUCCCCCAUAGGAUUGUAUGUAAAUACAAUUAAUCCAUUCCGGACGUACGAGCUGUGAGAUUCAAUUUGAUACUUUGCAGUAUGUGAUGCCAGUUCAGUGCUGUGGAUAGGAACAGAUGCUCAAAUAAUAACAGACGAGACUAAACUUAAACGGAGUUUCUCUUUAUUUCACCAUCACAAGAACGUCAUGCACGUGACUCACGUUUGUUUUACGUUCAGGUGUGUGUGAGAUGAGUCAGCCGCUGAACUGUGAGUUUGCUGAGGUCACUGAACUGAGCACUGCUGACACUGAAAAGGAUUUUUAAAGAGUUCUGUUAAAAUAAUAAAAUGAAAAUCUGAAAUAUGGCAGCUUCUUAAUGAACAAAAUGAUGCCACCUUUUGCUUACUGUGAUGCUUAACAGUUCUAACAAAAAAGAGCAGUAAAUGGGGGAUCUCUGCUGAAAAAGUAACUUUCACGAUACUGGAAAAUUAUUAAAAAAUCUGUAAUUACUACAAUGAUAGACCCAAGAGCUGAGUUGAGGGGUAGAAAGAUCUGUUCACAAAGGCAUUGUCAGGUGUUAAGAAGAAGAGGAAGAAGAAGAAGAAGAAGAAGAAGAGGAAGAAGAAGAAGAAGAAGAAGACGGCUCUCUAUUUGACUAAUAACACCAAACACUAAAUACAAUCCAAGAAAUGAUUUGCAGAAAGUGUCAUAUAUCUUGUCUCGAGUAAUACAAUGUGAAAAUGAGUUCAAGGAAAAACAAACAACCAUUCACUGACAUUUAAAUGUUAGUUUUUAUGUUCAAGUUUUUUUUUCUGUUUGUAAACACAUUUGAAUUACACUUGAAUAAUGACAUUUGAUCUAACAACCCUGAAUCUUUACUGCUAAGACCUGGUUAGGGUCUCACAUUGUGUCACAUUCACAGACCUGUCUCACACAUCCUGUAUGUAUAGAGAUGUGACAACAUGGCAGGAUGUCACGUUUACACCUAGUAGAGAUAAUUUAUAAAUGGUUACCUUUGGACCAAAUUAGUCUUUUUGAAUCUCUUUUCGUCUCCAAUAAGUUGCUCAUGCUGUUCUCUGUCAUGGAACCUUUCUGGUCUUUGUCUUUCACCUUAGAUGUUGAGAAAGUUUGUUACCAGCUCAUUUUACAUUUUCUAUGGUCAGUUUUGCAUUGCAGGAUUUUUGGUGAUUUUCUUUUCUUUUUUUUUUAUAAACACAACUCAAAGCUUUACUCCCCAAUCUGAAUAAGUCAAAUGCUGUCCUUAUAUUGAGAGGAUUGUGCUCCAGAUGUCCUCUCUCCCUACUCUUGUCAGCACUGUCCCUUGAGUCUUUGCACAUAGAAAAUCUAGGCAAUACGGCAUAAACGCCAAUAAUUUAAUUAAAGUUACUACUUUAGAUGAACAAUGUAUUAAAACUGUAAAAACAGAUCAUAGAUUAAACAAAAAAUACACACAGAGCGGCGCUAAUAAAAAUAACUUAAUUCCUGUUCCCUAUAUCAAUAACGCACAUAGUAUUCAUCUCUGCUCCUCCGAAACAUUGAAUAUGGCACUAUUAAAUAUUAGAGCUUUAACUAACAAGACGUUUUUUAUCAACGACAUUAUUAGUGAAAAAAAAAUAGAUUUUAUUGCACUAAGUGAGACGUGGCUUAGCUCAGAUGGCGCAGCUGUUUUAAUCGAAUCUGUGCCUCCGGAUUACAGUUUUACUCGUGCUGAUCGCCAAGGAAAGAGAGGUGGAGGGCUAGCAAACAUUUACUCUAGCAGGUUAAAAUGUAAAAAUAUCAGUUUUGGUAAGUUCAAGUCUUUUGAGUAUCUCGCCAUUGUUAUUCAGGGAGAUUCUCACGUUCUAGUAUUAUCCGUGUAUAGACCUCCUAAAUUCAACGCGUCUUUCUUUGAGGAAUUCUCUGACUUGAUGUCAAUCUUAAUUACGAACUAUGACGCACUCUUAAUAGUCGGCAACUUUAAUUUUCAUGUAGAUAAUCAAUGUGACCAAAAAGUAAAAGAAUUUAUGAACCUCCUGGACUCUUUUGAUUUGAGACAGCUCGUUAAUCAGCCUACACAUAAAGCAGGUCAUACGUUAGACUUAGUAAUUACUAAAGGACUAAAAGUUGAUAUAAAGCAGGUCAUUGAUACGGGUCUUUCAGACCAUUUUCUUCUACUUUUUAAUAUAGAAAUAAUGAUAGAAAACACUCAUGAGAAGCAUAUUGUUAAAAAACGCUUCUUUGACUCAUCAGCAACUUUAAAACUUACAAACAUUCUAACCAAUCAGUCCGUUUAUAGUGCCAACUAUAAUAGCGAGGAGAAUGUAAAUAGUAAGGUGGAAAGAUUUAAUACUAAAGUGAGGGCUGCUGUUGACAUAGUUGCACCUGAAAAGACAGUUAAAAAAUCUUCUAGCAUUGUUAUACCUUGGAAGACCCAAAGAGUGUCUGAUUUAAAGAGAACAUGCCGUAGACCUGAGCGUAAAUGGAGGAAGACUAAACUAACUAUUGACUAUGAGAUAUUAAAAGUUAAAAUAACAGAAUACAAUAACACAGUCCGUCUUGAGAGGCGCUGCUAUUUCUCUAAGAUUAUAAAUAACAAUGCUAGUAAUCCCAGAGUCUUAUUUUCGACAAUUGAUCAUCUGUUAAACCCAGGUAACUCAAAGGAAUGCCUCCUAAGUACUUCCAGUAAAACCUGUGAGGCUAUCGCUGUAUUUUUCAAUCAAAAAAUCUAUAAUAAUAAAAGGCAAAGCCCUCACUGACUGACUGACUGACUCACUGACUCACUCAUCACUAAUUCUCCAACUUCCCGUGUAGGUGGAAGGCUGAAAUUUGGCAGGCUCAUUCCUUACAGCUUACUUACAAAAGUUAGGCAGGUUUCAUUUCGAAAUUCAAAGCGUAAUGGUCAUAACUGGAACAUAUUUUUUGUCCAUACACUGUAAUGGAGGAGGCGGAGUCACGUAUCGCGUCAUCACGCCUCCUACGUAAUCACGUGAACUAAAAACAAGGAAGAGAUUUACAGCACGAGUCGCACGCGGGAACGAAGGUAAAUGACGUUAAUUUUUGACUGUCUUUUAAUACUGUGUAAGCAUACAUAUUAACACAUGUGCAAUUAAACGUGUGCAUUUACGGGGUGAUUUCUCAGGCUUAAGAGCUCACCUUUUAUCAAACGCGGGAACAAAGGUAACUG
This is a messenger RNA of Erpetoichthys calabaricus (reedfish), 4662 nucleotides long. RefSeq lists its product as uncharacterized. The coding region runs from base 3041 to 4234 and encodes 397 amino acids. The transcript is spliced from 3 exons. The record is from RefSeq and is a predicted model, not a curated record. Lineage: Eukaryota; Metazoa; Chordata; Cladistia; Polypteriformes; Polypteridae.